Messenger RNA from Siniperca chuatsi (mandarin fish), 11923 nucleotides. RefSeq names its product ash1 (absent, small, or homeotic)-like (Drosophila) (gene ash1l). Bases 675 to 9554 code for a protein of 2959 amino acids. The transcript has 27 exons. Gene Ontology annotation, molecular function: histone methyltransferase activity; DNA binding; chromatin binding. The record is from RefSeq and is a predicted model, not a curated record. Gene Ontology annotation, cellular component: nucleus. NCBI's taxonomy places the organism in Eukaryota, Metazoa, Chordata, Actinopteri, Centrarchiformes, Sinipercidae.
GGACCGCAGAAACAGCUUACGACCUACAUUUGCUCUCCUCUCCUUUCCUCCCCUCUCCUCUCCUCUCUCCUCCUCUCCCUUCCGCCCUCCUCGGUCAGUCCUCCUCCCUCCCUCCCUCUCUGGGACUGAGAAUGCCCGUGUUGUACUGACACAGUAGCGAUACGGGCUGAGCAGACAUGGAGGCCCGAUUAACGAGAGAGGCCCGUGCUGACACAUCCAGGCCUAGCUAACGGCGUGUCGGAGUGGAUUUCGGAGCAUCUCGGGAUAUAUAACGGAUACCAGUUGCUGUAAGGAAAAAAGAUUUUAGCACCGAGGAAGAAGAAAUAGAGGGAGAUCCAUUUCGGGUCUCUGUUGAUUCAACGCAGCCGCCAUUUUGUUGACACACUCGGAAGAUUAAAAUAUGUGGCCACCACGUUGAUACACACGAAGGGAGGACACAGAGCCAAAUAAUGUGAACACCGUUUCUGGACAAUUACAGAGUUGAAGGACGGAGAAAGAGGGCUGGGCAGCCGAGGAAGGGAGAGAAGCCACCUAAAAACAAGGAGAGCUUCACCCUCACCGUUAUCCCCCUCCCCCUUUUCCCCCUUCACCCCCAUUCCACCCCCUUACAAAGACUCUAUCUGGUAUCCACAACAUCCCCUCCCUAGUAAACCUGCAUACCCCCUAAAGUUCUGAUGGAUCCGAAGAUUCAGGGGGGAACUGCAACUCCACCCCCUCUUCUCUCAGGUGCCCCCACAGGGGAGCGAGAGAAGGAGGGAGGGGGUGGAAAGAAAGAAGAAGAGGAGGAGAAAAAGAAAGACAGAGAGAAGGAGGGAGCUGCCGCUGUCUCUGCUGGUACAGGAGGGGCAGGGGCAAGUGGGCCAGGAGGUGCCAGCGGUGACCAGUCCCAUUUCUCCAUCAAAGAGAGCAGCCUGUCCGAGGGCAAUGUCAAACUUAAGAUUGGCCUUCAAGCAAAACGCACGAAGAAGCCCCCUAAGAUCUUGGAGAAUUACGUGUGCCGACCAGCCUUCAGGGCCACUGUGAGGCAUACCGGGCGUGGAGGAGGCAGUGCUCGUGGAAACCGUGCAGGGGCUACAGGUGAUGGGCCAGGCAGUCAGAUCCAGAGUCCUUCACAUGGCAGGGAAAAAGAGAAGGAGAAGAGUCCCAGUGUCAACAGACCAGCCCCAUCAUCUUCAUCAACCCCCUCUGCUAAAGCUCCUACACAACCUCCUCCUGCUCCUCCUCCCACCAGCAUUACUACCCUGUUACCCUCCCAAGUGAAUGGGAGCGCUCCAGCAAAAAGGGGUUCACCAAAGAUGGAUUGCAAGUCUGAUACAAAGCCAGACAUGAAAGCAGCCACCACCACAUCUGAGAGACCCCUUAACCUUCACCGCCCUCCACCAGACAACAAAACGCAUCCCUCUGGGAAGAAAACACCAACUCCACAACCCAACCCCCGGACAUCUUCACCUUCUCCACCACUACCUGCAUCAAAAGAACCCAGCUUUGAAGGUGUUAAGCCUUCUCAGUACACCUACAGCACUGAAAGUCAGAGAGACAAGGAAAAGGGUGUUCAAAAUUGGGGAGCACCCACAGUCACUGAGAAAUUAGCUCAGCUCAUAGCGACUUGCCCACCAUCAAAGACCCCUAAGCCAGCCAGACCUGCAAAGAUUGACCCCGCUCCUCCUAUCCCAAGCUCAGGCUUUAUGGCUCCCACAGCCAAACAACGAGACAGGGCUAUGGCCAAUAGGAACACAUAUUCAAGAAUGGUACACCUUUCUCCGCCACCUCCUGUAUCACGACCACCUGGUCGGCCCUAUGGUUCUAGGAACAAAGACAGUGUUAUGGAAAAUUCACCCACCUUGACACCAUUGAGGAAGGAGGACACAGAAGGGGCUGGGAAAGCUAGUAGCAGCAGCGGUAACAACAUCAGCAGCAACAACAGUAGUCGCAGCAGCAGCCCAGCACUCACCUAUGGCAAUAACCGCCUGUCAGCCAUGUCAAAGGACAGCAACAAUGACAACAGCAACAGUAGCAUUUCUAAGCCACAGUCACGUCCAGCUCACUGCCUACCCCACACCACAUCUUCGCCAUCUUGUCCCAUUUCAUCCUCUUCCACCACCUCAGCUGAGCAGAGGACAGUGAGUGCAGUGAGUCACCUGGGCUCCCCUGCUCCCUCACAAGGACACCAUGCACGAGAGAGUCCUGCCUUGGCAGAGGAAAGCAGUGCAAGUGAGAUGGAGCAGGACAGGGACAGGCCCAGAGACUUAACCAAGUGCCCUCUUCCAACAGGAACAGGAAAGCCAGAAGGGAAAGACAAGGGGGCUAGUAAUCAGUCACUGCGAGUUGAGAGGGGGAAGAGCUCUAGUCCAAGUAAGCGCAGUCCCAACCGGGAUAGUAGCCGACCCGGUCGGACUAGCAGUCCCCCUGAGCGUGUAAGACAAAGGGCACCUUCUUCACCAGAGCCGGAUGGUGAAGAAAGCCCACAAACGCCUCUUAGAGAUGAUUCCCCUGAUUCAUCCCUAGACUCUCCUGCAGAGCAGGACAGCAAACCCCUUAAAAAACGCAGAGGAAGGAAACCCCGCUGGACUCGUGUUAUGCACAAGACGCAGAGUCAAAGAGCAGGCCAGGACAGUCUCUUCGACCAGAGCAAAACCACCUUGCCUUUAUCUUCAAGCUUGGAAAUGCCAUCGCCGCCAGUGAAAAGACCUGUGGGCAGGCCUCCCAACCCAAAUAAGGUCAAACCAAAUCCUGUGCCACAAGGUCCAGCGUCACAGCUCUUCCCACCCCAGCCUAAGAAAAGGGGAAGGCCGAAGUCUAAAAUGCCAAGGCUUGAUGGCCCGGCCCGUGGGUGCCUUCCUAACAAGCUGGCCCCAUCCAAGGUCUUUUCAUCUUUAUUGAAGUCCAAAGAAGAGCAGGAUCCCCCUGUUCUUCACCCAGAGGUGGACCUGAACCCCCCUAAACCUAUGCCUCGAAAACGUGGACGUCCCAAGCGCCUUCCUCCUACCUUACCCCAGGAGGGCCAACCUCCCACGUUGGCUCCAGAGGCAGGGGACAUGGGAGACAAACGGUUCCGCAGCAAAGGAAAUGGGCAGCUUAUCAUGAAAACUAUUAUAGGCAAGAUCAAUAAGAUGAAAAGUAUGAAACGAAAGCGUAUUCUCAGUCAAAUCUUGUUAGGCCCAAGAACAGAAGACACCCCUAAAGGCACCACCAGUGGGGUGGUUGGCCCUGUGGAAGCUGCAACCCAAUCAUUGUCCUCCCUGGCUGCUUCUUUUGGGGGAAAACUAGGGCCACAAAUUAAUGUCAGUAAAAAGGGCACAAUAUACAUGGGUAAGAGGAGAGGCCGUAAACCAAAAGCAGUGACUAAUGCCACAGCUACAACAACACCACCAGAACCCUUCCUAUCCCCAAACACCACUUCCCCUCUCCAUCACCAUCAAUCACAGUCCCAGCAACAGCACCAGCUCUCCUCUUCAGAGGUCUUUCCCUCCCCCUCCCUCUCACAGUCUAGUGGAGGCCACAGUCCCAUCAGUGAUGCCAGCUUUGUGGAGCCAGGCUCAGUGCACUUUGCAGGUCACUCUCACUAUCCUAACCCCCAUCAUAGCCACAACACGUUCUCCUUCCCUCCUCCAACCUUUUCAGCCCCUAAUCCUCGCAACCCAGGGUUGGGCCCAAUGUCAUCAUCCAUGGCCACAGCAGCCUCCCAGAAAAAGUCAUCUUGCCGUGGAUACCAUCAACACCACCAUUAUAGGCAGCACUACCAUUAUCAUAAGCUUUCCCCUCCCAGGCCGCUUCAUCCCACCUCCCCUGCACCCCUCAGUGAGCUAAAAGAAGCCACUCCGUCACCAGUGAGUGAGUCACACAGUGAGGAGACAGUGCCCAGUGACAGUGGUAUAGGAACUGACAAUAACAGCACCUCUGACCGUGGUGAGAAAGCUGGAGGGGUGGGUGGCUUGGGUGGAAUUGGAAUGCCACCCGGGAUGGGCAGUGGAUUAUUAAUGCCAGGGGUCAUAGGUUCAGCUAUGGGUCCAGGGGUGGGCCUUAAUUCCAGAGGCAGGCGGCGACACUCCACUGUGCUUAUGGAACAUCCCUCACCCUCUCCAUCACCCCAUGGGGCAAGGUCAUCACCUGAUCCCAGGAGAUCUCACCCAGCAGCUCCUGCUUCCUCCUUAAUGGGGCACAAAGAGAAACAUAAGCACAAGUGUAAACGCCGCAGCCAUGGGUGCCCUGGCUAUGACAAGCUAAAGAGACAGAAAAGGAAACGCAAGAAGAAGUACUUGCAGCUUCGCUCCCGGCGGCAUGACCCAGACUUUCUUGCUGAGUUGGAUGAGAUUGUUGUGAGACUGAGUGAAAUUCGAAUAGCACACCGUACCACAGGGCACCGGCUCGGCAGUGGAAUAGGCAUAGCAGCGGGAACAAGUAGAGGGCCAGGAGUGGGGAGCAGGGCCAGUGGUGGCAUAGGAGGCACAGGUGGCCCUCCUCCACAUCAUUAUGUCCACAGGGACCUCCUGCCUACAAUCUUCAGGGUUAAUUUCGGCAGCUUCUACUCCCAUCCUGCGUACUCCUGUGACCCAUUGCACUAUGUUCGUAAACCAGACAUGAAGAAGAAACGGGGACGGCCUCCCAAACUGAGGGAGUCCAUGUCUGAGGUUCCCUUUGUACCUGGGCUUGGAUUCCCACUCUCCAGUGGAGGCUUCUACCACCCCUCCUAUAGCGUUCCCUACUCCUCUGGGCCCCUGGGGUUGGGCUAUUACAGAGGCUAUCCUCCAGCUAGUGCUUUGUAUCCCCACCCACACCACCAGUCACCCCACACAGCCCCAUCCCACCACUCUCACCACUCACCCUCUUUCCCCCCUCCUCCCCCCACAUCUUACAUGCAUCAUCACCACCCUUCACAUCUCCUGCUGAACCCCUCCAAAUUUCACAAGAAAAAACAUAAGCUGCUUAGGCAGGAGUACCUGGGAGGAGGAAGGUCCCCUGUCCUGUACCCACCCAUGUCCUCUGAGCUUUCCUUCAACUGGCACCACAAACACAAACACAGACACAAACACAGAGAGCGCUGUGCUGAGGAGGACAGGGAGGAAGCAGCAAGAGGAGGAUCAGGGAGUCGAGGUAGUGCAGGGAUUUCUGACAGUGGAGCAUCAGGGAAAGGAGAGCGAGUUGGCAGUUUAGGAAUGGCAGAGUCUUUACAACGAUGUCGCUUUGGACGAGACACCUCCAGCAUCAGUGCCAGCAAGCAAGCUGCUGCCACUUCUGCCAACUCCCCUUCUUCUUCAUCAUCCUCAUCUGCAGAAAGGUACAAGCGCAAAGAGAGCUCCAUGUCCUGUCUAGGCCCCUCCAGGCUGGCACUGGGUAGCAGCUCAAAAGGCCACCACCCAGUAGAGUCCUGGUUCAGGAUGGGCAGCUCUAAGGCAGACUACUCUAAGCUUUCACGGAGUCAUGUGGCACCUGGCCAGGGUCCUUUCUCAGAUGGACGGGCUGAAGACCCAGCAGGCUGCUCAGACAGCGAAGAUGAGGAGCCUCUUACCCCUACGGAGGAUGUGGAGCCUGCAGCCCAUGAUUCUCCAAACCAUACAAAUUUGUUUGCCUCUGCUCUCACCCGCACUACGCUGAAGGGGGGCAGGAGCAGAAAGACAGAGGUAGUCACAGAGAGCUCCAGCUUCUCCCGCAUGGACCUUCCGAUGAGGAAGGACCGCUCUACAUCAGCAGAAAGGAGAGAGUUAGGGUCAUCAGGUAUCCAGACAAGAGGCGUUACCCUCUCAACCCCUGAAGGGCCUGAAGGAUCCCAGCAUCACCGACAGCAGCACCAUCACCAACCUUCUCUGUUUCACUCCCACAGUUCUGCUUCCUCCUCCUGCCUCUCCCCCUCUCAGGACUGUUGCCUGGAUGCCUCCCUGCCCCACCACUCUCAUCGGGCACAGCCAUCCAAACACAGCCUGCACCACGUCAACAAAAUCCUGCGUGCCAAGAAGCUGCAGAGACAGGCUCGUACAGGAAACAACGUGGUGAAGAAGAGGGGCCCAGGACGUCCCAGGAAACACCCGUUACCUUCCCCACCGCCAUCCCCACCACCAGUGGUUGAGUUGAAUCAGACUAGGCACAGGGACAGAGGCGGAGAACGGCCAGCUGGGGGCAGAGGGUGGGAGGGGGACACUGUGACAGAUGCUAUUGAGUCCGUAGUCCAGGGCCAGCAUAGAAAAGGUCAGAAGAGGAAGCACUGGGACAGAGAUGGGGAUGAGGAAGAAGAGGAGGAGGAAGAGGACGGGGAGGUAGAAGAGACUGAGGAGCGAUUGCCGGACAGAGAAGAGAACCUGGGCAACCUGGUGGCAAGGUCCAGACCUGGGACAGGAAGAAGCUGGCUUACCCAGGACGAGCUCCAGCAUUUUCGUGGCUCAAUGGAAAGCAAGCCAGAUGGCCACUGCUCCCCGGAACGCCCAGUUACCGUCACCGGGGAACAAGCUCCGCCCAUGCCCAUAACCAGCCAAAGGGAGAAGAGACCAGCCAGACCUCCAAAGAAGAAGUUUCAGAAGGCGGGGCUUUAUUCGGAUGUGUACAAGACUGAAGACCCCCGGAGUCAGCUUCUGCAGCUAAAGAAAGAAAAGCUAGAAUACAUACCUGGGGAACAUGACUAUGGACUGUUUCCAGCUCCUAUACAUGUUGGGAAGUACCUAAGACAGAAGCGCAUUGAUUUCCAGUUGCCUUACGACAUCUUAUGGCUGUGGAAACACGAUCAGCUUUACAAGAGGCCUGAUGUCCCCCUUUAUAAAAAGAUCAGAUCAAAUGUCUAUGUGGAUGUGAAGCCUCUCUCUGGUUAUGAAACAACUACAUGCAACUGUAGACCUCGUGAGGAGUCGACUGAAAAAUGCUGCCUGGAUGAUUGCCUGAAUAGGAUGAGUUUUGCUGAGUGCUCUCCCAGCACCUGCCCAUGUGGUGAUCAGUGUGACAACCAGCACAUCCAGAGACAUGAGUGGGUCCAGUGUCUGGAGCGAUUCCGUGCUGAGGGCAAGGGCUGGGGCAUCCGUACCAAGGAGUCACUUCGCUCUGGACAGUUUAUCAUCGAGUACCUAGGAGAGGUGGUUAGCGAACAGGAGUUUAGGAGCCGUAUGAUGGAGCAGUACUUCUCCCACAGUGGCCACUACUGUCUGAACCUGGAUAGCGGCAUGGUGAUUGACAGCUACCGAAUGGGCAAUGAGGCACGCUUCAUAAACCACAGCUGUGAACCCAACUGUGAGAUGCAGAAGUGGUCGGUGAAUGGGGUGUACAGAAUUGGUCUCUUUGCUCUCAAGGAGAUCAGCAGCGGCACUGAGCUCACCUAUGACUACAACUUCCAUUCCUUCAAUACAGAAGAGCAGCAAGUGUGUAAGUGUGGCUCCGAGAGCUGCCGGGGCAUCAUCGGAGGGAAGAGCCAGCGUAUUAACGGCCUGCCUCCGAAGGCAGCAGGGACUCGGCGGCUGGGUCGACUCAAGGAGAAGAGGAAGUCCAAACACCAGCUCAAGAAACGAGAGGAAGAGUCGAGUGACAGCAACAAGUUUUACCCUCAUCUCAUGAAGCCCAUGUCCAACAGAGAGAGGAACUUUGUGCUGAAGCACCGAGUGUUUCUCCUGAGGAACUGGGAGAAGAUGAGGGAGAAACAGGAGCUACUGAAGAGGUUGGGUGAGAGAGAGAGGGAUGCCAGCAGCCUGUCCAUAUAUACACGCUGGGGAGGAGUCAUCCGUGACGACGGCAACAUUAAGUCAGAUGUGUUCCUGACGCAGUUCUCGGCCCUGCAGACGUCGCGGUCGGUACGCACACGGAGACUCGCCGCUGCUGAGGAAAACACAGAAGUCACACGCACGGCUCGCCUCGCACACAUCUUCAAGGAGAUUUGUGACAUGAUCACCAGCUACAAGGAUUCAGCUGGCCAGACACUUGCUGCUCCGCUGGUGAACCUCCCAUCCAGGAAGAGGAACAGCCAGUACUAUGAGAAGGUGUCUGACCCUCUGGACCUGAGCACCAUCGAGAAGCAAAUCCUCACUGGCCACUACAAGACCGUUGAAGCGUUCGACACAGACAUGCUCAAAGUGUUCCGCAAUGCUGAGAAAUACUACGGCAGGAAGUCAUCGGUAGGCAGGGAUGUGUGUCGGCUGCGGAAAGCCUACUACAGCGCUCGUCAUGAAGCUGCUGUCCAGAUUGAUGAGAUCGUGGGUGAGACCGCCAGUGAGGCAGACAGCUCGGAUUCACUGGAGCGUGACCAUGGCCACCACCACGGAGGAGGAGCCCAUGACAAGGACGAUGACGUCAUCCGUUGCAUUUGUGGAAUGUACAAGGACGAAGGCCUGAUGAUCCAGUGUGAAAAGUGCAUGGUGUGGCAGCACUUUGACUGCAUGCGGCUGGAGACAGAGGUGGAGCACUACCUGUGUGAGCAGUGUGACCCUCGGCCUGUAGACAGAGAAGUUCCCAUGAUACCCCAGCCUAGCUACGCCCAGGCUGGCUCUGUCUACUACAUCUGUCUCCUUAGAGAUGACCUGCUGCUACAUCAAGGUGACUGUGUGUAUCUGAUGAGAGACAGCAGACGCACACCUGAGGGCCAGCCAGUCAGACAGUCUUACCGUCUCUUGUCUCACAUCAACCGAGACAAACUCGACAUCUUCCGAAUUGAGAAACUCUGGAAGAAUGAAAAGGGUGAGAGGUUUGCCUUUGGCCACCACUAUUUCCGUCCCCACGAGACGCAUCAUUCUCCAUCACGGCGGUUCUACCAGAACGAGUUAUUCCGCAUGCCGCUCUACGAGAUCAUCCCCCUGGAGGCAGUGGUGGGAACCUGUUGUGUCCUCGAUCUCUACACUUACUGCAAAGGACGGCCGAAGAGUGUAAAAGAGCAGGAUGUGUACAUCUGUGAUUACCGCUUGGACAAGUCGGCUCACCUGUUCUACAAGAUCCACCGUAACCGCUACCCAGUCUGCACCAAGCCGUAUGCCUUCAACCACUUCCCCAAGCGGCUCGCGCCCAAAAGGGACUUCUCGCCUCACUACGUUCCUGACAACUACAAGAGGAACGGGGGCCGUUCUGCCUGGAAGAGCGAACGACCAAAAGGAGCAGGGGGCUGUGAGGACGACGGCUCUUCCUGCGACCGUGGUGACGACUUCCCACCUGAGGCUGAAGACGGGAGAGGAGUGGAGGACGACAUGGACUUAGCUCCGGAGGAUCCUGAACUUCUUUCAGCUAAGCCCAGAAGAGCGGAACGGGAAGGGGAGGGAGACGAGGAUGAAGACGAGGAGGAGGACGAAGAGGAAGGGCAGGACGCUGAGGAGUGCAAGGAGCUGGAGGAGUGUUCAGAGAGGAUAGGAGAGAUGCUUGAACUCCCGUCGUCCUCCGCCUCUUCGCCACUACACCACCCAGUGUUGGGCAGGAGGGAGGCCCAGAGGGAACGUCUCAACAAAAUUCUGCUGGAUCUGCUGCACAGAACUCCCAACAAGAAUGGUGAGGGACCGGGAACAAAGCAGGGGGCAAUAGAUGUCACUUAUCUCCUGGAGGAGGGCGCGGGGCGGCGGCUACGGCGUCGGACCCUCGGAUUCGGUGAUUUUGUGGGCAGAAAAUAACUUCGCUAGGUGCCUGUCAAGCACACUGCCUUUCAGUUUUGUGAGCAAGGGGCAGAAAACGGAGAGACAGCAAGAAGGGAAAUGAGCAUUGUUGGUUACCCGACCAUUAAGGACCACAAUGCAUCCCUGGGGGCCUCUUCAGUUUACCUCUUCCAAGACUGUCAUCUCAACUCUGAGAGCGUGGAGGGGGUUUGGAAACGCUGACUCCAUGGCAAUUUAAGCUUUUCAAGAGUUCCCAAGGAGCAUGAAGAGAGAGCUGACCCAGACCUCUUGCUUAUUUAAGUAGUAUGAUGCAAAACAAGAAGUUUUUUUAAAAAUGAACAUAGGAGAAAUACCCCGUGCACUUAAAUGCAUUGAAUAUUACAGACAUGGGUAGAUGAAUUCCACUAGCAAGCAUCAGAAAUGAAACAAGUGGUACUGAAUAUGGAUGGAUAGAGGGAGGAAUGGUUAGUCCUUUCAGUCAAUGGGGAUGUGAAUGCUGGAGAAUUGUUCCCCCUAGUGGGACCUAGCUGCAAUGACAAAGUAUAAUGGAUAAUGGAGAGAAGAUCUGCGCAGGGACCGUGGGGGGGAAAUGGCAUAGGAGAAAUGUAAGUUGAGCAGUGUGCUCAGAUGCUGCUCAUUAGAAAGAGAGAACGAUUGUGGGUGGUGAACUGCACUUUUGGUACCAUGGAUAUUGUGAAGCUCUGUGUAAUGUAUCUAUAAUGAAAACACACUAACACUCACAGUAUUGGAUGAUGCAGUCUGAAAACAAAAAACGAGUUAAAAAGUCUAUUAUCUUUUUCCUGUUAUACUGUAGUAACUCAUUUAGGAACAGAAGAGGCUGGGGGUGUGUUUGUUUUUAGAGUAAUGGGAGGGGAGGGAAGAUUGAGUGUGCGCUUUUGUCAGUCAAAGUGUCUUGUUGAGGUUUUAAUUUUAAUUUUUAAUUUUCUCGUGAGGCAGUCAGCUUCGCCCCUCUUUUUUGAAGUAACAUGAUUCACCAGCUUAACUAAAUCAGGCGUUCGGGGGGGCAACGGCUUUAACUGUAACGCCUUACACAGCCGUGCUCUCCGACUGCCUUGUGUGCAAGUGUGUGCGUGCGUACACACUUAUUGUGUGUCUGUACUCUGCCAGAUUUCUUGAAGAUAUACCUUUUUAAAAAACAAAAUGGAAAAAAAAAUUAAGGGCUCGAUGGCAAUUAACAGUUUUAAGAAAACUAUGGAAAACAAUACUUAACAUGAAAUGUAUCGUGAUGGUCAUAUUUUCUUAUAUUCUGUGAGACGGGUGGGGCGGUGUAUACUGUAUAUUGGGAGGGGAAGGGACUUAAGAUCUUUUUUUGUCUUUAGACUAUGUUCCUGGUUGCCAUGGAGAAUGUUUUAAAAAGAAAUUGUGAUAUUUGAUGAGAUUUCUUUUUUUUCCCCAAAUGCCUCCUGCUAAAAAGGGACAGCCUGCAAUGUCCCAGUGCGGUUAACUGACAGAAAAGUGACAAGAAUGAGACACUGACAGAGGGAGAAAGAGGAAACGGGAAGCUGUACAGUGCCAAGUUAUGUAAAUGUACACACUUUACAUUGAGGAGUGUCUCCAAAAGCAAUAUCUUGAAAAUGGAUUUUGUUUAUUAUUGUACUGUACAGGACUCAGCCCUAAAUGUAUUAUGAUUAUUAUAUUAAUGAUAAUAUUAUAAUUUCUUCCGUUUGUAUUACUAUAAUGAAGACACUUAAGCUCGGAGGAAAAAGAUUUUUUUAAUGUCCAUAAAAUCUCACCUUAACUGUCCCGACGACAUAAAGAUUUAAGCUGAGUUUUUUUGUUGCCUAUAAAUGAAAUUCAUCUACUGCAUGAGCGAGAAGAAUGUCAAACGGACACAGAAGGCAUUGGGACAUGACAGUGACUCAGCAAUGACACCUUUGUCACUGAAUUUUCGUUAAUAAUAUUACUUUUAAGGAGAAAUGUACUCCUUGUUUUUUGCUGCAAAGUGUUGAACACUAAAAAAACAAACCAACAUAAAAAUGUUAUGAUAUUUUUAAACGGUGACAGACACAAAAGUAAAGCUGUCGGCCCAAUAUCAUGUUAUUAUUUUUGUUUUUCUUUCAAAUAGGAAAUGGUUCAGUUUUGUGAUAGCAGUCAUUGUAUGAUGCUUGUACUUGUAUUUGUGUGUUUUGUGUGAUUCGUUUAGUUAUUUUUAGACAAUCACAAAAUAAGAUGCAAGCAUUGUAAAUGGCAGACUGGCGGACAUUUUGUGAUGUGUACAGUUUGUCAAACUUCUUCCACUCGUUAAAAGUUUGUAAUUAUGAUUCUUAAGUCAUGAAAAAUGCUGUUGGUUUUUACUUUUUUGUUUUAUAUUUGUUUUUUUGUUUGUUUGUUUUUUUAAUAAAAAGCACUACAUUAUUGUGAAUACA